This is a messenger RNA of Solanum stenotomum, 720 nucleotides long. RefSeq names its product receptor-like protein 35. The record is from RefSeq and is a predicted model, not a curated record. Gene Ontology annotation, molecular function: protein binding. Lineage: Eukaryota; Viridiplantae; Streptophyta; Magnoliopsida; Solanales; Solanaceae. The transcript has a single exon. Bases 1 to 720 code for a protein of 239 amino acids.
AUGGCUCUUACCGGCAGGAUUCCUCGUGAUUUUGGAAACCUCACAUUUCUUGUUUCUCUUGAUUUGGGAAGGAACAAUUUCCAUGGAAAUUUGCCUCAAGAAAUGGUAUGCUUACGUCGACUUAAGUUUCUUGAGUUAAGUUUUAACAAAUUCAGAGGGGAAAUUCCUUCUUGGUUUGGGUUUUUAGAACAACUUCAAGUUUUAAAUCUUAGAAAUAAUAGUUUCACUGGUUUCAUUCCCCCGUCACUCUCGAAUGCCUCAAAGUUGGAGACUUUACAAAUAUCUGCCAAUUUACUUGAAGGAAACAUCCCAGAAGAGAUUGGCAAUCUUCACAACCUGAAAUUGUUGUCCAUACAAAAUAAUAAGCUUACGGGUUCAAUACCAUUCACAAUUUUCAAUAUUUCUAGAAUCGAAGUCAUCUCAUUUUCAAACAAUAGCAUAUCAGGAAAUCUUCCCAAUGAUUUAUGCAAUCGUCUUCCAAUACUCAAAAAGCUUCAAAUGUCAAUGAACAAGCUUGAUGGUCAUAUGCCUAAAAGCUUGUCAAAUUGUUCACAACUUCAAAUAUUGGCUUUAACAAGAAAUGAUUUUGAUGGACCAAUACAUAGUGAAAUUGGAAGAUUGAGCAACUUGCAGAUACUGUUGCUCGGAUCCAACCAUUUCACAGGUAUGUUUUAUCUUACUAGUUUCUGGACACGUGUGUGCUCAUCUAAAUUGACAUAA